Rhinolophus ferrumequinum (greater horseshoe bat) is the source of this 15187-nucleotide messenger RNA. RefSeq names its product homeodomain interacting protein kinase 2 (gene HIPK2). The record is from RefSeq and is a predicted model, not a curated record. Gene Ontology annotation, cellular component: cytoplasm; nucleus; PML body. The transcript has 15 exons. Bases 185 to 3775 code for a protein of 1196 amino acids. Lineage: Eukaryota; Metazoa; Chordata; Mammalia; Chiroptera; Rhinolophidae. Gene Ontology annotation, biological process: smoothened signaling pathway; peptidyl-threonine phosphorylation; intrinsic apoptotic signaling pathway in response to DNA damage by p53 class mediator. Gene Ontology annotation, molecular function: protein tyrosine kinase activity; protein serine/threonine kinase activity; transcription coactivator activity.
GGCGCCCGGCCCCCUCCUCCGGCGCCGGCCAAGUGAGGCGGUGAUGCGGGCGCUGGCGGCCCCGGCUGCGCCGAGAGCGGAGACACAGGCUCAAGAUGGCAGAUUCCGACUGAGGCUGGGGGGGCCGAGCUCGCGCGCCGCGUUCCCUUCUCCGUUGCCAUGAAUCGCGGACACCCCGGCCCCGAUGGCCCCCGUGUACGAAGGUAUGGCCUCACAUGUGCAAGUUUUCUCCCCUCACACCCUUCAAUCAAGUGCCUUCUGUAGUGUGAAGAAACUGAAAGUAGAGCCGAGUUCCAACUGGGACAUGACUGGGUACGGCUCCCACAGCAAAGUGUAUAGCCAGAGCAAGAACGUACCACCUUGUCAGCCAGCCACCACAACCGUUAGCACCUCCUUGCCCAUCCCGAACCCAAGCCUACCUUACGAGCAGACCAUCAUCUUCCCAGGAAGCACCGGGCACAUAGUCGUAACAUCAGCAAGCAGCACUUCUGCCACUGGGCAGGUCCUCGGUGGACCCCAUAACCUAAUGCGUCGAAGCACUGUGAGCCUUCUUGAUACCUACCAAAAAUGUGGACUCAAGCGGAAGAGUGAGGAGAUUGAGAACACAAGCAGCGUGCAGAUCAUCGAAGAGCAUCCACCCAUGAUUCAGAACAAUGCCAGUGGGGCCACUGUAGCCACUGCCACCACAUCAACUGCCACCUCCAAAAACAGUGGCUCCAACAGUGAGGGUGAUUACCAGCUAGUCCAGCAUGAGGUGCUGUGCUCCAUGACCAACACGUAUGAAGUGUUAGAGUUCUUGGGCCGAGGGACAUUUGGACAAGUGGUCAAGUGCUGGAAACGGGGCACCAAUGAGAUCGUGGCUAUCAAGAUCCUGAAGAACCACCCGUCCUAUGCCCGGCAAGGUCAGAUUGAAGUGAGCAUUCUGGCCCGCCUGAGCACCGAGAGUGCCGACGACUACAACUUUGUCCGGGCCUACGAGUGCUUCCAGCACAAGAAUCACACGUGCUUGGUCUUUGAGAUGCUGGAGCAGAACCUCUAUGACUUCCUGAAGCAGAACAAGUUCAGCCCCUUGCCCCUCAAGUACAUUCGCCCAGUCCUGCAGCAGGUAGCCACAGCCCUGAUGAAACUCAAGAGCCUGGGUCUGAUCCAUGCUGACCUCAAACCGGAAAACAUCAUGCUGGUGGAUCCAUCUAGACAACCGUACAGAGUAAAGGUCAUCGAUUUCGGUUCAGCCAGUCACGUGUCCAAGGCUGUGUGUUCCACCUACUUGCAGUCCAGAUACUACAGGGCCCCUGAGAUCAUCCUUGGUUUACCAUUUUGUGAGGCCAUUGACAUGUGGUCGCUGGGCUGUGUCAUAGCAGAGCUGUUCCUGGGCUGGCCGCUGUACCCGGGCGCUUCCGAGUAUGACCAGAUUCGGUAUAUUUCACAAACACAGGGUUUGCCAGCUGAAUAUUUAUUAAGCGCAGGGACAAAGACAACCAGGUUUUUCAACCGUGACACAGACUCGCCGUAUCCUUUGUGGAGGCUGAAGACACCAGAUGACCAUGAAGCAGAGACGGGGAUUAAGUCAAAAGAAGCAAGGAAGUACAUUUUCAACUGUUUAGAUGAUAUGGCCCAGGUGAACAUGACAACAGAUUUGGAAGGCAGUGACAUGUUGGUGGAAAAGGCAGACCGGCGGGAGUUCAUUGACUUGUUAAAGAAGAUGCUGACCAUAGAUGCUGAUAAGAGAAUCACUCCGAUCGAAACCCUGAACCACCCCUUUGUCACCAUGACACACUUACUCGACUUUCCCCACAGCACACACGUCAAAUCAUGUUUCCAGAACAUGGAGAUUUGCAAGCGGCGGGUGAAUAUGUACGACACGGUGAACCAGAGCAAAACCCCGUUCAUCACACACGUGGCCCCCAGCACAUCCACCAACCUGACCAUGACCUUCAACAACCAGCUGAACACUGUCCACAACCAGGCUCCCACCUCCACCAGUGCCACUCUUUCCUUAGCCAAUCCCGAAGUCUCCAUACUAAACUACCACUCUGCACUCUACCAGCCCUCAGCGGCGUCCAUGGCUGCAGUGGCCCAGCGGAGCAUGCCCCUGCAGACGGGGACAGCGCAGAUUUGUGCCCGGCCCGACCCCUUCCAGCAAGCUCUAAUCGUGUGUCCGCCCGGCUUCCAAGCAGGAUUGCAGCCCUCUCCCUCGAAGCAUGCUGGCUAUUCCGUGCGAAUGGAAAAUGCUGUUCCCAUCGUCACCCAAGCCCCAGGAGCUCAGCCUCUUCAGAUCCAGCCAGGUCUGCUCGCCCAGCAGGCCUGGCCAAGCGGGACCCAGCAGAUCCUACUUCCCCCGGCGUGGCAGCAGCUGACUGGAGUGGCCACCCACACAUCAGUGCAGCACGCGACGGUGAUUCCCGAGACCAUGGCAGGCACCCAGCAGUUGGCCGACUGGAGGAACACACAUGCUCACGGCAGCCAUUACAAUCCCAUCAUGCAGCAGCCUGCGCUAUUGACUGGUCACGUGACCCUUCCGGCCGCGCAGCCUUUAAAUGUGGGCGUGGCCCACGUGAUGCGGCAGCAGCCAACCAGCACCACCUCCUCCCGGAAGAGUAAGCAGCAUCAGUCCUCUGCAAGAAACGUCUCCACCUGUGAGGUGUCCUCCUCUCAGGCCAUCAGCUCCCCUCAGCGGUCCAAGCGUGUCAAGGAGAACACACCACCCCGCUGUGCCCUGGUGCACAGCAGCCCGGCCUGCAGCUCCUCCGUCACAUGCGGCUGGGGUGACGGGGCGUCCAGCACCACCAGAGAGCGGCAGCGGCAGACGAUUGUCAUUCCCGACACCCCCAGCCCCACGGUCAGCGUCAUCACCAUCAGCAGCGACACAGAUGAGGAGGAGGAACAGAAGCACGCCCCCACCAGCACUGUCUCCAAGCAGAGGAAAAACGUCAUCAGCUGUGUCACAGUCCACGACUCUCCGUACUCCGACUCCUCCAGCACCACCAGCCCGUACGCCGUGCAGCAACGUGCCGGUCACGCCACCACCACCUUUGACACCAAGGGGGGCCUGGAGAAUCACUGCACGGGGAACCCCCGAACCAUCAUCGUGCCACCCCUGAAAACCCAGGCCAGCGAAGUGUUGGUGGAAUGUGACAGCCUGGUGCCAGUCAACACCAGUCACCACUCGUCCUCCUACAAGCCCAAGUCCUCCAGCAACGUGACCUCCACCAGCGGUCACUCUUCAGGGAGCUCGUCUGGAGCCAUCGCCUACCGGCAGCAGCGGCCAGGACCACAUUUCCAGCAGCAGCAGCCUCUCAACCUCAGCCAGGCUCAGCAGCACAUCACCGCGGACCGCACCGGGAGCCACCGACGGCAGCAGGCCUACAUCACGCCCACAAUGGCCCAGGCUCCGUACUCCUUCCCACACAACAGCCCCAGCCACGGCACUGUGCACCCCCACCUGGCUGCCGCUGCCGCCCACCUCCCCACCCAGCCCCACCUUUACACCUACACGGCGCCCACGGCCCUGGGCUCCACCGGCACCGUGGCCCACCUGGUGGCCUCCCAAGGCUCGGCGCGUCACACCGUGCAGCACACUGCCUACCCGGCCAGCAUCGUCCACCAGGUCCCCGUGAGCAUGGGCCCCCGGGUGCUGCCCUCGCCCACCAUCCACCCGAGUCAGUAUCCAGCCCAGUUUGCCCACCAGACCUACAUCAGCGCCUCUCCGGCCUCCACUGUCUACACUGGAUACCCACUGAGCCCCGCCAAGGUCAACCAGUACCCUUACAUAUAAACACUGGAACGGGAGGGGAGGGAGGGAAAGAUGGCCGAGAGGGGGUGGGGGGAGGGUCCUCGUGGGAGCUGGGCUUUUUAUACUGAAGAUGCCGCACAGAAACAAUGCAAAUGGGGCAGGGGAGGGGGAACGGGGCAGGGACGGGAGGCAAAUGAAACUUGAACUAGGAAGUGGGAGGACUUAGAGCAGAGAACAUUUUAAAAAGGAAGGGAUUGGGGGGGAGGGGAAUCUAUGCUUUUUAUUUUUAAAAAGAAAAAGAAAAAAAAGAAAACGUCAAUAACAAAAAAACAUAGCUCACGAACCCAUUCUGCACCAAACUGGAAAGGAGAAGAAGAGAGCAACGGAAGAUUCUGGAAGUGGGGGGGGCCCCAGUUUUUGAAGAACUUUAUGAACUUUUCAAAGAUUAUUUUCAUAUGGCAGCAAGUGACAUUUAAGAAUUUGCUGUCAGGGGACACCUGAUAUGAAAUCCAAUAGAUUUUUAAUUAUUGAACAUAAGAAUUAGGGAUUUUUCCAGAACUCAAAAGGGUCAGCAGCUCUCUAGAAGCUCAGGCCGUGGCCUGAGGGGUCUGAUAUUUGGGGGUUGAUCUGGGGUCGGCAAAGCCCAGUUCUGGCUCAUUCACCAGGACUGAUGCGGGGUGGCCAGGCUGAAGGAAGACUUUUCCCCUCCACCCCAGGCCCCAAGAGGGCACAUUUUCUCUUUCUGAGUUCUCUGGAUAAAUCCCUAAGCAAUGUUACGCCUCAAAUGUCAUUAAUAAUGUGUGUUGCAAACUUGAGGGUUUUUUCCUUUUCUGAAGGUUUAUUUUCUCUUGGAACCAAUCCCUAGUCACGUAGCGUAGGGCUCACGGUCAUUGCUGACACCCUAGUGGAAUGUAGCACUCUGCACCCUUGUUUUCUGCUUUGUGUUCAACUCCAGUGAUACCAAUAGACUAUUCUCAGUGUAAUUGCACAAAAAAAAAAAAAAAAAAGUGAUAUAACAUAGGCAAGUAACCAAUGUGGUGGUCCAGGCGUGUGCGCGUGAGCGAGCGCGUGUGGGGGUGCGUGCGGCCGCCGCCCUCCCCGUGUCCCUGGGCACGCUGCCGCACUCUUGACUCUACACCAUUCCCUCCUAGUGCCUUACCGACGACAGACGCGCGUGAGGGUUUACUUCCAUGGUACUCCAAGAAGCUGAUGGAAGCGAGUCGGAGCCUCUCGGCUCUUCCUUUGUGCUGUUGUAACAUUUUACUCUGGUCUUUCCUGUUUUCUUUUUCUUUUUUUAAUUUUAAGUUCAUUUUGUUUCAAUCCCCGUUGUCUUUCUUGGGCCGUUUGCUACAGAAGGCUAUCAGGGAGCUGGCAGGGCUAGGAGAGCCCACCGGUCUUGAGAGGGACAUGACAGAUGGAUGGUCGGGGUUGAAUCUGAUGGCGAUGAUGGUUUCAGUUGACUUCUAUUUGGAGUCAGAGCAAGAGAGACUCCCCACCCCGCACCCUCACCGCACUGUUCCCCCAGUUCUACCGGUGCGGUCAGCUCUGCCAAUUGUGGAACUAGAGGUCCCCUCUCAGUUUUAGGAACGCUGGUCUUGCCAGGUGGCUGCCUCCUUCCUGGUGUGGAAGGGACAAAGGAGGCAAGGCUGCCUCCAGCCUCUAGGCCGGGCACACCCUUCCUGUCGCUGUCCGGGGGCUGGAGAGGAGGCCUGGUCCCCAGCCCCAUGUUCUCAGACUUGCCCCAUGCGUCACUGUCAGCCCUGCCCCUCUCUCCUCUGGUUCCCUGGCUGUGUUUCGCUCUCACAGUCUUGCUGGAUCCUUCCCUCCACAUAUACCAUCAACCCUUGGUCACUGCAGAGUCUUUCCUCACAUUACCCAUGUCUACUCACAACAUGACUUUGUUUUGGUUUUCAAGGGCUCUGCUGGGCAGAAGGUUGGAGGGACACUUAUGAGGGUGAUCGGGGGUCUCACACUGCACCUUGGAAAACUCUCCCACCGCCAGUUACAUUUCCAAAGAAAUACUCCCUUUGCCCUCUCGCACCAUUGAUACAUUCUGGAAGUUUUCUCAGGCUUUGAAUCUGCUGGGUGGAGGGUCUCUCCAUUCACAGUAAAUUGCGCUUAACACACAUGAAGGUUAGGAGACUAGCUGAUCACAGAAGGCGCUUUAAAAGGUGGUCCUAAUUGUUUGACUCUCAAUGCUGAGUACUUAACUAACCCCAAAGCCAAGUUUCCAGAGUGCAAAGAGGUGGCUCCCCAUUUCGGCACUCCACCUCAUCUCCCGCUCCCUUCCUCACUGCACAGCCUCCCUUAAUGAUUUACUGUGAAAGGUGUUUUUAUAGCGAUACCAGAUCUAAUUCAGUGAGGAAGCCAAACCGUUUCCUUAGCUUUUAGCUGUGAAAUGUGAAAUAACUCUGGAAAUUUCCCCUCCCCGACCCUAAGUUCUACUUACCUUACAAAGAAAUCGGUCCCCAAACUGGAGCCAGCUUAGUCCAGUCCUUAGGCUAAAGGGAAGGACACCAUGACCCCCCGCCCGGUACCCAGUGGGAUGCGAUGGGCCAAGAUGCCCUUCUCGUGGUGCCAUGAUCCAUAGUCUGUAUCCUGAGGUGGGGAAGUGCCAUCGUUCUGAGACAGCAGGAAGAUGGCCAGUCCAGAGAGGGUGUGGGGUCAAGUGGAGGACGCAGGAGCCAGAGUCCUCCUGGGGCCACACCAGCCUAGAAAACCCGUCCUCCCCGGACUGUGGGCAGCCAGAUGGCAGCAGAGCCCAACAGACGUCCUCAUGGCCAGUUACACACGUCUCGGCUGCAAAUGAGCCUCUGUUUGCCUUAGUGGGUGGCAUCCUGGAUCCCCUGGCACACAGUUCACUUCUGGCCUUUUCUACAUCUGCUCUUGCACAGGGAAAGACAACAAACAUGGCCUUCCAUUUUAAAGAAAAUGAUUUUGUCUACUAAGUUGGAAGUCUCACUCUUUUACCUGACAUUUUCUUUCCUUCCCUUCCAGAUCAGGAAUGAAAGUUCCAUGCUGCUCAUAAAGAUAAUAUUAUUGGACUAAUUAUUUUGGUUCGUAGCAUUGUGAUUAUUUUCAUUAUUAGCAUCAUGUGGAUAUUUUAGUUGGGGUUUGAAAUGCACAUUUAUUCCGUGUAUCUUUGUGUUUUCUCUUUAAUAUUUAAACUUAUUUUAUUAUAUCUGUGAGUCUGUGAGUACACAGAAGGGACAUACGGAUGUCCAGUUUUGUCAGACAGAAAAAAGGAAAGACCCAGGAAUUAGGAAAAUUGUUUCUGUCAUCUCUAUUCCACUAAGAGCUGUCAAGAAAGAUCCGACACAUAGCAAACGUUUGGAAAAUCAAGGCCUUUGUCUCUGUACAGAGAACACGGGCACGACCAAUAUUGUACAUUUCUAGAUUCUCAGUGGCCUGGAAAGAGGUCGGAGGAGGCAUCACACGGGCUGCCGUGCUUUUCUCCCACAUUCCCUGUGCUCUCCUUGCUUCUGAAAUCUGCUAACUAGACCCUUGGCCUGCCUCACAUCUGCUAUUUACGUAGCAAGCAAAACAAAAACAAAAACCCUCUCCCCAGAGCUGACCCAGCCCAUUUCCCAAAUGUCCUCCCAUUUCCCAUAAUGCACCAGGAGUGUGGCUUACAUCCUUCAGAGUAGAGGCAGUUGUCCCCUCCUAGAAGCCACUGGGUGUAAUGAGCUGAUGUAAGGUACCAGGCAGGUGGUACCGUUCCCUGAGAAAUUUCAGCCUCACGUUGCCUCCUUCCUCUCACUAACCACACUUCUUCUGUCUCUCCCUUGCCCCCAGUGCAUCUUCUUGGCACACAAUUCUAGGGACAAACUAAAGAGCCUGAAAAAGGCGAACUGAUGGUAGGAGGCCAGAGGACACUGACAAAGUCUAGCAGCUCCCCAGACUACGGGCCACAGCCCCCCCUGAAAUCAUUGGCCAGAAAGGGGCACAGCAGGGCCCUCAUGGCCAUCCCCACUGGGCUCCGACUGCACCCCUCGGUGCUCUGCACUGUGUGUGAUGGACUUUAAACCAGCUUAAGGUAUCCACACGCUGCCCACCGAACCCAGAAAGUACGGCCCUGGGUGAAGAAAGGCUUGAAAUGGCUGGCUCCGCUGAAAGGGAGGCAGCAGCUUGCACAGGGAGAUGUCACGCGGUAGCCAGUCCGCAGACACUCAGCCAACAUUAGUGCACCCUCCCCGCGCCCCACCUGCCUCCCUCUUCCAGUCCCAAGCACAGAGCUGUGGGAUCUGAAGCCCCCAGUGAGACAGGCCGGCCCCCGCGUGUGCUCGUUAGCACUUGCCCGAAUCUGCCAUCCUGUCCUCUACCUCGGAAUAAAAGGCUGCCCGUCCCUAGAACCAAGCUCUCAAGUAGAGGGAUGCCAACCGAAUCUUUAUUUAGCCCUCAAAUAACCUAGAACAUCAUCUGUUCUUUAAUCGGCUCCAUCCUUCUUUGCUGAAGAAACAUCGUUAGAGUAAGAGGGGAAGAUUUCCAAGGACAGGUCAAGGAGAACCGUGCAGUUCGGAGCCUGAGGAACCACAGGUUGAUAUGCUCCUGCUCAGUGGGUCGGUGCUGACCCAUCUGGGUGUUUGCACCCGUGUCUCUGCGCUCAGGGCCUCUUUCAUGACGUUUUAGCUGUUUCCAAGGGAAGGGGUGAGCAGGCCGGUGGGUGGGAGAGUCUGAGGCUUGAUGCCAGUUAUUACUGUGAAGUGGGGCAUGUGGCUGAUUGAAUUCAGAGGGAAAAGAAGGGUUGAGGCAAACCGACGGUUGGGUUGUCUCCUGGACUGUACUUGCAUUCUGGCCUUCCUGGCGGCUGAGUGGCUUGCAGGCUGUGGGAGCCAGCUGGCCUUAUCCUCUUCACCCUGGAAGACUCAUCCCGCCCAGACACCAGAUUGUUGGAUGUGAGGAAGGGAAGGCGAGAGUAGACAGCUGCUAACAGGCUGAUUUGCCUUGACCGGACCUUUAGAAUUGCAAACACUCAUUUUUGAACAAGCUUGUGGUGGAGGACUUGGAGUUGUGUGAGUGUGUGUGAGUGGAGCAGACUUUCUUGGAAACCGGAGGAAGGACGUGAGGAGGCUUAAGGCGCUGUAACUGGUGGGCUGUGGUUGAUGAAACGAGAUGCGUCCACAGGCAGACUCGGCUGUCAUUCCAGAUUCUCUGUCCGGUACCGGGGCCAAGGUGGGCUGUGGGGCUCUUGCUGGCCUGCCCAGUAGCUGCUAGGACAGAAGAAAAUAACCAGGAGCCCUCAAGUAGCAGAGAGAAUUCAACAGAGAGGCAAAGAUUCCUUCCGCAGGCCUCAUCUGGGACUUCACAAGGCCUGCGUAAGCGAUUUUGCCAUGACACAUUCCAGCCCCAGGGCCUUUGCAUGCUUCUGGCCUAUCUCUGUCUUUUCUUUCUGGUGAAUCUUACAGAGUUCAGAUGGGGAACCCUCCAAAUUGAGCAGGCCAGAGAUGUCCUUACCAAAUUGGAAACGAAGGUGAAGCUGUUCCUUUCUUUAGCCAAAGAACCCUUCUCAAAGACACCUCCAAAUAUGGACAAAAUGGCAUUCAUUCCUCUCUCCUUUCUGGGCAACAAUGACAUCGUCAGUGAUGCAGUUCCAGUUACCCUCUCCUCUUUAUCCUGACUUGUAUUUUUUUUUAUUGCAUUUAUUUCAAAACUGUACUCGUCUUUCAAGAGAAGUGGAGACCGGUCACCCUAGCACUGCUGCUAUUGGGAGCACUGUGUGAGCUUAACAGGUCUUGGUGUCACCAUGGGUGUGACCGAAGCAGACCCGCCAUGAAGUUUGGCUGCGUCGCGUUUGGGUGCAUGCUGGAGCUGGGCUGGGGUGUCAGUGAUUUUCCACUUUGCUGCCUUCUAAUCUCCAUCCACUAGACGCUGUAAAAUCUUAGUCGGGCUACUAGAGAAUUGAAGGUGGUGAAAUGACAUUUAAAUGCAAUAGAAAUCUUUCAAAGGCUUUUGGUGCCACUGUUCAGUAGAGUAACCCAACCUGUGGAAGCUUCUCAACAUCUUGCUUGCAGCUUCCAGAAGUUCAAGAGAGCCCGCUCCAAGCCAGUCUUUCCCUUCAGACUCUGAGAGUUUCCAAAGAAGUGACCCUCGGCAGGGCACACUUUCUCAGGAUACCUGUACCAGCGGGAUCUCCCUGAGGCCCCCAGCUCGACUCCCACAAGCCUUUGAGCGCCCCUCAGCUCAGACCCUGCAUUCAAACAUUAUGUUGACUAGCUCUUAUUUGGUGAAACAUGCAGAGUCCCUCAAGUAAGUGACAGCCAACAUUUGUUGAAUGCUUUUGAUACGCCAAGCCCUGUGUGAGGGUGAUUUCGUGGAGCCCUCAGAGUCACCCCAUUUAUGAUGAGGAAGCUGACGCCCUAAGACAGUAGCAUGUGUUCAAGGAAAGAAAACGUAAUGGCGGUCCGAAAUCUCCACAUUUCCAGUGAAAUUUUUGUUAACGAGGCCUUCACUGAGCUAUGCUUUUGUUUCUCUUUUAAUUAUCAAUGCAUGGCCUCGUGUUUCUGACAAACCAUUUAACGAUACUCCCUUGACUGUGUACCAAACACGGUGCUAAAAGUUGCCCACUGACGAUCUUGUUUAAUUUAGUCUUCAUAAUAACCCUGUGAAAUCAGCAAUAUUAGUCUCUUGCAGAUGAGGCAGCUGGCUUGGAGAGCUGGUAACCUGCCCAGGGGCACGCAGCUAGUAAGGGAGCCAGGCCUCGAAGCUGGGUCGCCUGGCUUCAGAACGGAGCUCACAGCCGCUCGCCGCGGCUGUCUCCUGUGCAUAGAUACAAAGAGAGGCCUGGGAGGAAUGUGACCCCACGCCAUCCCUGCCCAUGUGUGGAACUUGCCACAAGGUGUGUGAGCAGAGGGAGUCCUGAAUUGGGUGCAAGCAGAAGGGGCAGAAUUAGUUUGACUUGUUAGAGAAAAUGGUAGGAGUUUCUUCUGGUUCAUAGUAGAAAUCAUUUUAGAUUCCUUUCCAGUGUACCAACUAGCUUUAGUAGUGCUGCUAACAGACUCUUACGAGAGUGAAGAAAAAAAGUGUUUUCUUCUUUAAAAAAAAAAUAAUUUUUUUCUUGCUUAUAGUUAAUUCUAGAAAAGGCAAUACUAAAGGUAUAUAUUUUUUUCUAAAUGCUAUUUUUUACUGCACUGAUAAAUAUCAUAACAACUCUGGUCUCUGUAAUUGAUCCACUCUUCAGCUCUGGGUAGAACCAGGUGCAGGAUUCACACCAAAUUUGUAAAUACCGUGUGUGGGUCUGGUGUCCAGGAACCUUUUUCUUUGUGUUAAAAAAAAAAAAAAAAAAAAAAAAAAAAAAAAAAAAAAACAGGAGGAGAAAGACAAGAUGACUUUUAGAAAGAGGAACAAAACUAAGUUUUCUCUUGAGAUAGCCUUCUCAAAGACAUGGAAAGCAAUAGUUGUGUAAACUGAGGAAACCAGCCAACUUUUAAGACUUAAGGAAGGAGAGUCUCUUGCUGAAGUAUGGGAUUAAUAGUAAUUAAUAGAAACAGAAGCACCUUUAUUAUGGUUGAAAGGUGACAGAAUUUAGAAAAGUUUAGGACUAGGUUUUUAAUUUUUUAGAAAACUCUUGUUAUGAAACAUCUCCUUGGUUGUUUUGGAUGGGUUUUUUUUUUUUUUUUUUUUUUUUGGUUUCUGUUUUAUUUUAAAAAUGUCUUUAGUGACUGGCUCUAGGCUUGUUUACCUAAAUUCUUAGGUAGUUUACACAAGUUCUAGAACCUUCUAGAACUUGAACUCCAUUGGAAGCAAACCCAACUAAUCAGAAUUUGAGAUCCUGGUUGGUUUCAAUAGAUGUUCUGGAAUUCUGACAGAACACCUACAGAUUUUUUUAAAGAAGGUUUUAGAUACAUUAUCUUACACAAACUGUGACCUAAUGGCAAUAAUUACCUCAAAUGUGGGCAUUCAUCCUGGUUUUAGCCUUUUUUGAAAUCAUGUAGCCAGCUUGAUCUUGGGAUUUAACAGACUAUGAACUCCGUGUGGGCUGAAAAUGAUUAAUGCACACUCUGGUCACUGUUGCUUAAGCGAAUUCUGAAAUAGCUAAUCUUACAACAAACAUUAUACCAAGGCAAAGAUUAUACUUUGUGUGUUAUAAUCAAAUGUGAUAUUCAAAUGUACAUGUUAAGUAUAUAUGUUUUUAGCUACUGUAAAAUGCUGUUAGCCUUCUAAAAUACCGGAAGAGUCACAUUUUAAAUGCGUAAACUAAAUAAUUGACUGUGGAUACUUAAGCAUAUUUCUGGCUACAUUUUAUAGUUAAAGUGUUUUAUAGUUUACAUUUAAACUGGUACUUUUUGAAGAAAAUUUCUGUUUAUAGCUGACAUCUUCAAACCCCAGCGAUUGCCUCUUUAGUUGGAGGCCAUGUCCCCCCAAGGCAAGUAUGUUCUACCCAUACUGUUGUGUUGUGUAGCCCAACACCAGCAUUUCCCGCCAUGUCAUUGGUUUCCAUGUGAACUCGAGAGAAUGUGAAAGGAUUUCCAGGUUAAGUCCACAGCCUGGGCCAGAUGCGAAGACCUCAUGCCAUGUUGUAUCAACACUUGUCUUCAAAGCCUUCUCUUUGACAUCUUGGAAGAGGCAGAGAGAACAGAUACCUGGUUUGUUGAUUUUGUCCUGAUUUGAAUGUUUAACUUAUUAACUGAUCCACUGACUCCCAAUCACUAGGCAGUAGGAGACACUGGGAUUCAGGGGGCCCGGAAUGUUUCUGGGCCCCCUGGCGGCUGUUUCUGGGCCCCCUGGCAGUAUUCUGAUCGGUGUUUUGCAGGAGAGAGUCACACACCCCUACGCCCAUAUUCAUUGGCUAGGUUUUCCAUACAUCUGCUGUCAUUUAUUCCUUUGCUCCUUUAAAACAAAAUGAUGCAAAAGGAUGUGUUUACUUUCUACACUGUGUCAAACUUAGAUUUGAAGCCUAGGUCAGUGGGGUGGGGGGAGGCGCCAUUCCUUCCUAGAGAUUAUCAGUGCUGCUGAGGAGGGGAAGCUGGGGAACUGAGAGGCAGCCGGGGCCUUUGAGACCCAUCAAAGUGAAGACCGUAACUGUAAUGGCAAGAGAGACGUUUCAGAGGGAGGGCCCCACUGUCAUGCAGGAACAGACUGGAAAAUGCGGGUUCCUCUAAGAGUUUUGGUUCAUUUUUUGUUUUGUGAGGAGGACCUGCUAAAGGGCAUCCCUUUAGCAGAUAAGACCUUGAAAACUGCAAAAUACCUGGGACCAGGGAACUGUUUGUGCAUUGUUGGUUUUGUUUUGUUUUGUUUUUAAAUGCGUUUCCUUUUUCCCUGUGAAUUCUGUUGGUAGUCUGUUUUUAUUACAGUUUUUUGUUAGAAAUGUUACUGUAAAAUAUUUUUCAUCUCGCCCCUCCUAAUUCCCGCUUUCCACUGAUUGGUUUUCUCCUUUGCUGUAAUUAACCAAAUGAAUUUUAUGUCCUCAUCUUUGGGGCUUAACCAUAUUUUUAAAAACUAGAGGUAUAGAAAUUGGCUUUAAAAAAAAAACACACAACUAAAUAUACUGUAUCCGGAAAAGGGCUCCGCCAUUGCUCUGUAGUUUCCUUUCAACCAGUCCUGGAGCUGCCUCCCGUCCUUAUGUUGGGUCACUGUCUCUGUGGCCACCUCAGCCUCUGCCCUGCUGUCACCACAGCCCCACGCCCAGGUACCCAGGCUUCCCAGGUAGCUCUCAAGAGCCAGGAAGCAGGUCCCACUUAGCCUUGUGAGUGGUGGUCUUACUUCCCUGUUAGAUAUUCUCCUGCUUGGUUGAAGGGGCAAUGGACUUAUUAUUAUUAUUAUUAUCGUAUUAUUAUUAUUUUAAUAGUUUGGCUCAGGUUAUAAGGAAGAACUUGGGAAGUGAAAAGUGACUUGACCGUGCCCAUCCUUUGUAGCUUCCUGUGACUUCUGAAUGGAACAGAAAGCGUCCCCCACCCCACUCACCCCUGCUCCCUUCCAGGCAGGUAUUCCUGUGGGCGCCGCCGCCACGUCACAUGGUUUCUCCCCACCCCGUCACUCUCCUCACUUGUGUUACUGCUCAUUGAAACUUCCUUCCACGGCUUUGCCAGGGCACAAUCAUUUCUGGCCCCCAGAGCAUGUCCUCAUCCUCUUUGUGUGCGUCUUUUUAACCAAAUGAAGUAGACCAGGAAGUCACACUUUGGGGCAGCAGAAUGUCUAGUUUAGUAGAAUCACUGUAUAGAUAUAGAUGUUGAUAUAUAUGUUUGUGUAUAUAUAUAUCAAACCAAAUUCCGGAUAGGAGAAGUAUAGCUUUACGGAUGAGGAGGAAGUUGGAGUCCGAGUGGGCCUAGCAGAGGAGCCGGGGCGGCCCCAGGCCGCACCUUCCACACCCGGCCUGAGGCGGGGCUCUGCGCACCUUGUCACUCACCUCACCACAGUGGAGGCAGGUGGCCCUGAAGGUGCCACUGCGCUCUCUGGGUCCCCAGCAUCAAGGGCAUAGAUGAGGGCGGGAGGGAGGCAACAAAUCAGAAUGACUGGAAUUUUCCAUCCUGUUUUGCUUUGACCACAUGUAUCGAGCUGCCGCCUCUGAUAUUAUAUCACGUUUCCGAAAAUGGUAUCCAUUAGGAUGGAAAGGGAACGGAUCUGUAGAAAUGUUUACCUUUCAACUGCCCAUGAAUUUAGUCCACUCUGGAUAGAAAGACUCACUCCCCGGAAUGAGAACAGGGAAGAGGAGACCUGGUGACGCUCGCUCACUAGUCCAAGGGACAUGGCUCCCUCCCCAAGGUCAUCUCGUUCUAGAUCUUUCUACCAGGUCAUCUCAGCUCAAUAACCCUAGGAAAGCCCUGGUCUGUUGUGUUCCUUCACUGUACGGUUUCUGUAAUAAAAAGUGUUAAUCCACGUUAAUCUUUGUGAAAAUUAUUGCGUGCAACAGUAUUUUCUCGUGUACCUCUUUUUCCUAUGUGAAUUGUCCCUCUUUUCUUUUUUAUUUAUAAAUGUCUACUUUUUUUUUUAAAGACAAACCAAUGUGUCGUAGACCUCUAUGUAACCUACUCCUUAGUCUCAUAUUAUAGGUAUGUUAUAAGAAUGGAUAUUUUACUUGGCUUUAGAAUGUUUUACAAGAAAAAUAAUUCUUAACUGAUCAAGUCCUUGCUACUAAAAUGCUUGUGUUUUUCAUCAUGACGUCGUGUGCUUCUAAAUUAAUAAUCAUUUUCGUUGUAGAAAAAUGGAGUGAAUUUAUAUUAGUCUUGGAAACUAAUAAUAGCAUUGUAAAUUUAUGAGAUGAUUUUAACAGAAAAAAUUAUAGAAGAAUAUAGUUAUUUUAAUUGUAAUAUUACUAACUGUAGGGUGAGAAAGGGGGGGUCCCGUUGUGGUGAACUAUGUUAUAGCUUGUUACUCACAGUUUCUUUUUGAUCAUUUUUUCGGUCUCUGAGGUGAAACGAGUUAUUAAAAUUUGUAAACUCACAUAUGCAUAUUGUAUAUGUGUAGAAAUGUAAUCACACUUUGUCUUGGAAUUACAUUAAACUGUUUGGAGUCACUGUA